Staurois parvus is the source of this 593-nucleotide messenger RNA. The record is from the annotation of a GenBank genome assembly. NCBI's taxonomy places the organism in Eukaryota, Metazoa, Chordata, Amphibia, Anura, Ranidae.
CAGUCUUUCCGCGCCGGCUUCUUCCUGUGCCGGCUUCUGUGACAGCCGGGUGCCCACUGCGCAUGCGCAGGAAGCGCUGCACUUUGUCCGCAGUCUCUGGUCAUCCCCUGUACUGUCUGCAGUCUCUGGUCAUCCCCUGUACUGUCUGCAGUCUCUUGGUCAUCUGUACUAUGUCUGCAGUCCCUGGCAUUUUCCCUGUACUAUGUUCACAGUCUCUGGUCAUCCCUUGUACUAUGUCCACAGUCUCCGGUCAUUCCCUGUACUAUGUCCGCAGACUCUGCUCAUCUCCUGUACUAUGUCUGCAGUCUCUGGUCAUUCCCUGUACUAUGUCUGCAGACUCUGGUCAUCUCCUGUACUGUGUCUGCAGUCUCUGGUCAUUUGUACUAUGUCCGCAGUCUCUGGUCAUCUCCUGUACUAUGUCUGCAGUCUGUUGUCAUCUCCUGUACUAUGUCCGCAGUCCCUGGUCAUUCCCUGUACUAUGUCCGCAGUCUCUGGUCAUCUCCUGUACUGUGUCUGCAGUCUCUGGUCAUCUCCUGUACUGUGUCUGCAGUCCAUUGGUUCAGAAUAUUUUUUUUCUUGUUUUUCACCUCUAA